AUUGAUCAUUCUCUAUAGUUUUGAGUGUGCCAACAAUUUUUAUCUUCCAACUGUUCCUUCAGGAGCUUCAGUAUAAAAGUCCUUUGCACUAAACUGCUGCAUCUUCAUUUUCUUUGUGAUAAUAAUCAUACUGAGAGACCAUAUAGCUACAGUGAUGAAGAUUAUUGUUUUGUUUCUUAUCCUUGGUGCCUAUGCCAUGGCAGUUCAAUCAGGGCCACUCUCUCUUGAUAUGGCUUGUGACAGGGCUUUCUCUGCUGUACUUUGCACCUUUGAGUUCACCAACAAUGGAAGAGAGGACUUGUAUCUGCUAACAUACAACACUCCUCUUGAAGGACCAUACUCUCCAUUUAUAACUCUCUCUCUUAACGGUAAAUCUCUUCAAUAUGAAGGUAUUUUUGCUUCUCGCACUCCUCCUACAAGGGAAGGAUUUGCUCUCAUAAAGGCGAGACAGAGUGUUUCUGCAUCUAUUCAAAUCACAGAAGUCUUCUCCAUUCACAGGGAUGGUCACUACACUGUGAGAUAUGCUCAACCAUUGCAAUAUCUUUCAGCAAAUGAGAUGAGACAGCAGUAUUACUUUGAUGAUGUUAUAGAAGUCAGCCAGUCCAUUCUUCCUUCUCAAUCUGUCGACCUUUAUUUGGAUAAGACAAAGUCUCUAGAUAAACCAACAAAACAAGAUGAGCAAACAGCUGGGAAAGAAGUUAUCACAAUUAAAGCAUGUCGUACCACUGUUUCUGUAGGAUCUGAUGCCUCAAUUGUUGAAGCCCACAAGAAGCUAUGCUCUCAUGUUCAUAAAGUUAAAGAUGCUGUUGAUAAAAAGAACAAGACACUGUACCAGGAAUGGUUUGAGGCUAGGCCUACCCAUGGGCCUGACCAUGGACGUAAAAAUAAAGUAAAAGAUGUAUUCCAAAAGGUCGAUACUGGAAUUCACACUAAAUCAGUUAAGUAUGUCAUCAAUGGUGUUUAUUGUCAACCCAACUGGGGAGCUUAUACCUAUAAAGGUAGUACCACCACUUACAUUUGUCCUGGUCUCUCCAAUUUUCCCACCCUGUGCAGUGAUGAUACAAAGUAUAACAAGGAAGGAGUUCUACUUCACGAGUGGAGUCAUGCUUUUGGCCAUACUUCUGAUCAUGCCUAUGGUCCAAGGGAAAGCAGGAAACUAGCAAAGAAUUAUCCUGAUAAAGCAGUUGAUAAUGCUGAUAAUUACAUGUAUUAUUACUGCCUCUCCAUUCAUUAGGAUGUGCUGCACUGCAAGAGAUUAGAAAAUCCAGGAACAUUAAUUAUUAGCUAUAUCAUGCAACACUAGUGACUAUAGGCUAGUUAAAAUGCACAUUUUCUCCUAUUUUUCAAAUAAACUUAUAUCUUCCUGGCAAAAAA
Messenger RNA from Amphimedon queenslandica, 1374 nucleotides. RefSeq names its product extracellular protease-like. Lineage: Eukaryota; Metazoa; Porifera; Demospongiae; Haplosclerida; Niphatidae. Bases 155 to 1234 code for a protein of 359 amino acids. The transcript is spliced from 2 exons. Gene Ontology annotation, molecular function: metalloendopeptidase activity. The record is from RefSeq and is a predicted model, not a curated record.